Paramecium pentaurelia is the source of this 1046-nucleotide messenger RNA. Lineage: Eukaryota; Ciliophora; Oligohymenophorea; Peniculida; Parameciidae. The record is from the annotation of a GenBank genome assembly.
AUGACUUUAAGGUACUCUUCAGAUCUAACACUGAACAUAUAUGAAAAGCCUCCACAAAACCCAGAUUGGCUUCAAAAGUAGGGGAAUAUAGAUUUAAUCUUGAAUAAGAUCAAAUAAAAGAAUAUGCUUUAAAGAAUUCAAUAUACUANAUUUGAAGUUAUUGAUGAUCCAAACAAAGAUAAAUUAUACUUGGUAAUGGAAUAUAUGGGAAAAGGAAGUAUAUUAAGCAAAGGUUUCUUUAAAAAAUAAAAAACUACUUCAAAUAUACUUGAUGAAAUUGAGGACAAAAAUAUUGUGUCUAAAUUAACAGAGGAACAGUGUCGUCAUUAUUUCUCUGAUUUUAUAAAAGGAUUAUAUUAUUGUAAAUUAUUAUUCAUAUUUAGUACAUGAAUGUGUGAAUGUGAUUCAUAGAGAUAUCAAACCAGAAAAUCUAUUAGUCAAUAUUAACAAUUAACUUAAGAUUGCAGACUUUGGAGUUUCUCAUAUUAUGGAAGAUGGAGGAGAUGGAAGAAUAUCAAAUUAAACAGGUACUCAAGCAUACUUAGCUCCAGAAGUAUUUAAAGGUAUGAAUCCUUUCUAUCAUUUAGGAUAGAAUUUUGAUGGAAAACCAGUUGAUAUUUGGGCAGGAGGUGUUACUUUGUAUUAGAUGGUCUAUGGAAAACUUCCAUUUACAAGUUAAAAAUCUAUGGAAUUGAGAUAACAAAUAUUGGAGGAGAAGUAAGAAAUUAUGUUAAUUUAGUCCUCUUUUUCCAUAACCAUAAGGAUUUUCUAGUUCAAUUAUAAAAUUAUUACAGGGUUUAUUAUAAAAGCUUCCUGAAAAACGGUUGAAAAUUGAUUAAAUCAUAAUGGAUGAUUGGAUUACUGAUUUUGGUAAGUAGCCAAUUAUUAAUUAAUAUAUUGAAUAUGUUGAUGUCACAGAAAUGGAUAUAAGAUUUGCCUUAACUAGUCUUAAUAUUCAAAUGGCUUUGAAAAUAGUUGUUAAAUUAUUGUAUUAAGCUAAAAAAGCUAGAAGAAAAAUUGCAGAAAGAAAGAAAAUGCAAAAAUGA